GUACUGUAAAACAAACCGUAUCUCCAACUGCAAUGUCAAAUUAUGGAAUGACUCUGUUGCCUUUCCUCGUAUAACGUUUACUAAAAUUGCAUAUCCUGCAGUUAUUCUUCAAUCGAUUCUUGUAUUAUCAUCUUCUCUCAACUGAUGUCUGCUUCUGGAGCUCGUGAUUAUAGUCUUAGCUCCAAUGUUUCGCUUCAACGAUGUCUUGGGAGGUUCAUAUACAUUUCAUAUUGUAUAUUUUCUCCUCAUUAAAUGGCUGAGGAGGACAUAAAGUCCCCCGCGACCUCGGGAACAAUCAAGACAGAUGAAGGAAAUUCUGCAGGAAAACCGAGGUCUUCGAAAAGUGGAAGAACCCCACACCAUCUCAGGGCUCCAGGGCGAUCAUGCCAUGAGUACUGCAAAUAUGGAGGGACACAGAUAUUCAAAACAAAGCCAAGAAAUCCGAUGCGGGGGAAGACGACCAGGAAGCUGCCCGACGAACUGCUUUUGGCAGAGGAUGCAGUUGAGCCAGGUUCAGCGCGAAAACCGACAAUUAACCUCGAGGUUCCAUCAGAUUUGGAAAGCCAAACUUCUGAUACAGCUAAUGUGGGCAAACAAGAAGGACCGGCCCCUGACCAUGCUGGGGUUAAGUUCAUGGCAAAAGGGAAGAAGAAAUCAGAGGUUGAGUUGAAAUCUUCACGCAGCUCAAAAACCCAAUUCUCCGAUCUGUGUAAAAAAGUGAAACCGGGCAUGGCAUCAACUGGAAAAAAACAAUUUUCUCCGGGAGCCUCAGCGAUGUUCUCAUCAGAAACAUACUCAAGGUCAAUGAAGACGAAAAUGGAACCCUUAGGAGCCAAGCCAGUGUCAUUGGCUGACUCAUCGGGAGAAUCAAGCCACAGAAAAAAGAAUAGCAUCACGACAAGCAGGGACACUAGGACCUCCAAAGUAGCAGCAAUGAAUCUGUCAGUAUCCUCGACUACUUCUAAUUCCCUAGAAUUUUCUUCUCGAUCUCCAAGCAUGAGACCAAGAAAGGCCAUAGCCAGUAAAGUUAUGUUCCCUCUGAAGAAUCAGAAAAAAAAUCAAAAUAGCAGCAAGAAUGCUGAAGUCGUACAAAUCACCAAAGAAGUGGCGGUCCAGGAGAAGACCCUUCAUGUCAUUAACAAGGAGACUGAGCACAUACCUUCAGAAUUUACUUCUACAACUACCACUUUUGCUGUGGAUGACCAAAAUGGAAGCGCUGUUAACAUGUCUCCAGAUCAAUCCUUGUUACUGCCCCAGCAUCUAUCCCUCCCAAAAUGUCCAACUCCAAAAUCACAUGAAGAAGAAUUCCAUGAGUCUUCUGAUUAUACAGACGAUAAAGGAGAAGGCUGCUCUGAUUUUGGUCAUGGUGAAUCUGAGAGUUCAGUACGAGCAGGGACUUCUCAGAGGCCAACACAAGAUAGGACAAAUUCCGCGAAAAAUGAAACAUGUAAAGCUGUGAAUCUUAGCUUGAGGAAUGGCAAAGUGGUGGUUGGCACUCAAGCUGGAAGCAGUAGUCCAAGGAAGCUAAAGAUUAGACGAGGAAGAGCUUUUGGAGAGAACCAAAAUCCGAAGGCUGAUGCCAGAAGGAGAACCUUCAAGAGAAGAGAGGAAACUGAGGGUGGCAAGCAUAGCAGCACACCGAGUUCCAUAAAAAUCACCUUGAAACAUCAAGAUGUCCGAAAGGAGAAAGAAGGCCGGAGACUGUUCAACAAUAUGAUUGAAGAAACAGCUAGUCAACUGGUUAAGACCCGGAAGAGUAAGGUGAAGGCUUUGGUUGGCGCUUUUGAAACAGUGAUCUCCCUUCAAGAACCAAAAGACUUGGUGAAGUAGGCAAUUGAAAGGUAUGUGCAGAGAUCAUUGCAGAGUUUGGCAACGAAGUAAGUCCAAUAACAGAGAAUGAAAGACAUGAGAUUUACUUAGAUCAACAAUGAUGCUGCAAAUCAUACAACAGAGUGCUUGGGUUGGGUUUAAGUCUUUUUUGUGUUCUUUACUGUGAUAUUUCCGUGUAAUGGAAAUGCAGUUAGUUUAACAGCCGGUACCAUAAAUGGUAACCUUGAGGUGUAAAUUCAUUUAGUUGCAUUCAUUUGGCUUUGCUCUGGAUCUUUGAAGUACUGGCUUUAGUUGCACACCAUUUCUUCAUCUUUA
Molecule: messenger RNA, 2145 nt
Organism: Syzygium oleosum
Lineage: Eukaryota; Viridiplantae; Streptophyta; Magnoliopsida; Myrtales; Myrtaceae
Exons: 2
Coding region: 253-1830 (525 amino acids)
Molecular function (GO): calmodulin binding
Source: RefSeq, a predicted model, not a curated record